This is a messenger RNA of Stegastes partitus (bicolor damselfish), 1419 nucleotides long. RefSeq names its product E3 ubiquitin-protein ligase NEURL3. Gene Ontology annotation, cellular component: early endosome. NCBI's taxonomy places the organism in Eukaryota, Metazoa, Chordata, Actinopteri, Pomacentridae. Bases 58 to 912 code for a protein of 284 amino acids. Gene Ontology annotation, biological process: ubiquitin-dependent endocytosis. The transcript is spliced from 4 exons. Gene Ontology annotation, molecular function: ubiquitin protein ligase activity. The record is from RefSeq and is a predicted model, not a curated record.
GUGAGCACAUCUAUCAGGACGUGAAACGAAAAAGUAUUUACUCUCUGACUCUUCAAGAUGGCGAAGGACAGUGACAACACGAACUCUGUUGCUGCGUCAGAGACGACACACCGGUGUGGCCCGCUCUGCCUCGGCCCUCUGACCUUCCACGACCAGGCUGUGGGUAGCAUGGUCCGCCUGAGUCAGGGGGCUCGACGGGCUGAGAGGACCGAGAACACGUUCAGGAACGGCCUGGUGUUCAGCAGCCGCACGGUCAAGGUCCAGGAGAGGAUUCGUCUCAGGGUGGAGAGAGAUUUGUUCAACUGGAACGGAGCUCUGCGUGUUGGCUUCACCACCGUGUCGCCCUCAUCCAGGGCUCUGCCUCUGCCCAGCUUGGCCAUCCCCGACCUCACCAACAACCCCGGGCACUGGGCCGCUCCUGUGCAUGAGUCCUGGUGUCAGGCAGGUUCAGAGGUGGAGUUCUGGGUUUCUGCUGGUGGCAGCUUAUAUGCCUCAAGCAACAGCGGUCAGCACAAGCUGCUGACAGGAGUGGACCUCAGCCGGCCACUGUGGGCCAUGAUAGACAUCUAUGGACAGACCUGCUCCAUUCUCCUCCUGGGCUCAGAGAAAAAAGGACUUUGCACUAGAAGAUCCUGUCCUGCUCCUGAACCCACCACCUCCCCUAAUGUUUCCAGUCUCAGUCCAACUGCUGAUGACUACAUCUCCUGUCUCGACAUGGAAUUCCCAGCAGAUAGAGGCUGUGUGGUUUGCAUGGUGAGAAAGGCCACAGUCGUGCUGCGUUGUGGCCACCAGUGUUUGUGCAACAGCUGCUGCGUCAGAGUCUCCCAGCAGUUUGGUACCUGCCCACUGUGUCGAAGCAGCAUCAGCAGUGAUGCAUCAGAGGAGGGGAGGUGUGUUUCUGUGGAGGUCUGAGCUCCACGACACCAGACAAGAAUCACCAAAUACAAGCUACUGAGAGACUUGAAACACUGUGAAUAGAACUUAGUGAAUGUGUCCUGGUGCAGGAGAAUUAACGUUGGAGAUCUUUGCUGCAACGUCCCUGAUUGAAGUCCAACCAGGAAACUGUGUCUCAUGUUGUUCUCCUCACUUUUUCUCCAUAUUCUGUAAAUGUUGUACAACUUGUGUUAUGACGAAACAUACUGAGAAGUUGAUGUGAAGAUACAGAACUGAAGGAUUUUUCUAAUGUUACAUUUUAUAAAUGCUACUGUUUUAAAAAUGUUAAAAACUGCACUUUGUGAUCGCUAAAUAAGGAUACGAGUAAACAGUGAAGUGAGUCUCUGCCUUAAAAGAAGAUAUUUAUUACACUUGCAACAAAAUGUUGAAUGUUAUUUAUAUCAUGUAAUACAUGUUUUUCGUUGUACAGUACAUUUUUUCCACCAUGAUGUUGUAAAUAAUAAAUCAUUUAUUUUUGUAAAGUCA